CCUUGGUUGCUAACAUCUGCGCUGCCGACUAUCAGCGCUUGUACAACAACAAUGAACGCCUUUGGUGAUUCCAAUAAAAAACACGGCAGUGUCUCAAUAGAUUGUCUUUAAUUUUAUUGUUUUUAAUUGGAAAUUGAUGCUGCGAAACAUUAUUUGACGAUCAGUGUGCUGGUCUCAUAGAAAGGAGAAGAUCCCUUUUAGGAGUGAGCUGUUGGUGUGUGUCAUGGCAGGUGGAAGGCGAGGGGCCAACCGCACGACUUACUGCAGACCCCCACUUGGCAGUGAACCAGGCUCAGUAAGCAAUGGCAACCACUCCACCAGCUCCCCUGUUACCGGGGUUCGAUCUCGCGCAAGGAGUGGUACGGGAGCUUGCAUGUCCAGCCCUCCGUUGGCUGCGCAGACUGUCGUGCCCUUGAAACACUGCAAGAUCCCUGAGUUGCCUGGGGAUCACAAUAUGAUGUUUGAGCUCCAUCUUUUCUUCUGCCAACUCAUUGCCCUCUUUGUCCACUAUGUCAACAUCUACAAGAGUGUGUGGUGGUACCCGCCAUCACAUCCGCCCUCAUACACUUCACUGAACUUCCACCUGAUUGAUUAUAACAUGCUCGUGUUCAUAAUCAUCAUUCUGGCUCGGAGGUUAAUCGGAGCAAUCGUCAAAGAGGCAUCACAGAGUGGGAAGCUCUCAUUUCCUCAUUCCAUCUUCUUAGUGACGGCAAGGUUUGCUGUGCUAACGCUAACAGGCUGGAGUCUGUGCCGCUCCCUCAUUUAUCUCUUCAGAACUUACUCUGUGCUAAGCCUGCUCUUCCUUUGCUACCCAUUCGGGAUGUAUAUUCCAUUUGUCCGGUUGAGCUGCGACUUGCGUCGUAUAGGUGCCCUCUCCCCCAUCGCCAACAUCGGCUCCAAGGAGCUUGGCGGCGUAGGCAGAGGGCGGGACUAUCUGACGAUGCUCAAGGAAACCUGGAAGCAGCACACCAGUCAGCUGUACGGCGUCCAGGUUUUACCAACUCAUGCCUGCUGCCUUUCUCCAGACUUGAUUCGCAAAGAGGUGGAGUUCCUCAAAAUGGAUUUUAACUGUAGAAUGAAGGAGAUGCUGCUCAGCUCCAUGCUGAGUGCUUACUAUGUGGCCUUUGUUCCCGUCUGGUUUAUCAAGAGCACACAUUAUGUAGACAAUCGCUGGUCUUGCGAGCUAUUCAUCCUGGUGUCUGUCAGCACGUCGGUCAUCCUCAUGAGACACAUUUUGCCAUCUCGCUACUGCGACCUGCUCCACAAAGCUGCAGCUCACCUGGGCUGCUGGCAGAAAGUUGACCCGUCCCUCUGCUCCAACGUCCUCCAGCACAUGUGGACGGAAGAAUACAUGUGGCCACAGGGGGUCCUGGUCAAACAUAAUAAGAACGUCUACAAAGCGAUGGGACACUACAACGUCGCAGUACCAUCAGAUGUGUCCCAUUAUCGCUUCUAUUUCUUUUUCAACAAGCCCCUACGAAUAUUGAACAUCCUCAUCAUCCUGGAAGGCACCAUGAUUUUUUACCAGCUCUACUCGUUGAUAUGCUCCGACAAGUGGCAUCAGACCAUAUCGCUAGCACUGAUCCUCUUCAGUAACUAUUAUGCCUUCUUCAAACUACUGAGAGACCGAAUUGUCUUAGGCAAAGCGUACUCCUACUCAAACAGUCCAUCAGAGCAGAAAGUCAGUUAAGUAUGAAUUACUGUGCGUUCAAGACAAAAAUGCUCAAGAGGUCUGUAUUUUUUCUACAAAUUGCAUUUUGUGUCAUGCUUUUGCUCUGAUCUGUCAUAAUAAAAAGGAGAUAUUUUUGUAUUACUUAA
Syngnathus typhle (broad-nosed pipefish) is the source of this 1818-nucleotide messenger RNA. It is a transcript of the gene tmem39b, whose product is annotated as transmembrane protein 39B. Lineage: Eukaryota; Metazoa; Chordata; Actinopteri; Syngnathiformes; Syngnathidae. The record is from RefSeq and is a predicted model, not a curated record. The coding region runs from base 224 to 1690 and encodes 488 amino acids. Gene Ontology annotation, cellular component: membrane. The transcript has 9 exons.